Dovyalis caffra is the source of this 1014-nucleotide messenger RNA. The record is from the annotation of a GenBank genome assembly. NCBI's taxonomy places the organism in Eukaryota, Viridiplantae, Streptophyta, Magnoliopsida, Malpighiales, Salicaceae.
AUGAGAGAGCGAACAGUGGCUUCCCUCAUCCAUCUUGGUGCUGCUCCUGGAUUACUAACAGAUCCAACUCCCAAAUCUCCCACAGGAAGAACGCCUGCUGACCUAGCUUCUGCUAAUGGACACAAAGGAAUUUCCGGCUUUCUUGCAGAAUCAUCUUUGAGUGCCCACCUUUCUUCUCUGAAUUUGGAAAAGCAGGAUGGUGAUGCGGCAGAAAGUUCUGGCACACAAGCAUUACAGACUGUUUCAGGCUGUAAUGCAACUCCAGUCAAUGAUGCUGACUUACCAAGUGGAUUGUCUCUGAAGGAUUCAUUAGCUGCUGUAUGUAAUGCUACUCAAGCUGCUGCUCGUAUUCACCAAGUCUUCAGAGUUCAGUCCUUCCAAAAGAAGCAGUUAAAAGAGUAUGGUGAUGACAAAUUUGGAAUGUCACACGAGCAUGCUCUUUCACUUAUUGCAGUCAAGUCACAAAAGGCAGGACAAUACGAUGAGCCUGUUCAUGCUGCAAUAAGAAUUCAGAACAAGUUCCGUGGUUGGAAGGGUAGAAAAGAAUUUUUGAUUAUCCGGCAGCGAAUUGUUAAAAUUCAGGCCCAUGUAAGAGGCCACCAGGUUAGGAAAAACUAUAAGAAGAUAAUCUGGUCUGUAGGCAUUUUGGAUAAGGUUAUCCUGCGUUGGAGACGGAAAGGAAGUGGUUUGCGUGGUUUCAAAUCUGAAGCACUUACUGAUGGUUCCAGCAUGCAAGUUGUAUCAUCAAAGGAUGACGAUGAUGAUUUCCUUAAAGAAGGCAGAAGGCAAACAGAAGAAAGAUCACAAAUAGCCCUUGCAAGGGUGAAAUCCAUGCAUCAGUAUCCAGAGGCAAGAGAACAAUAUCACAGGCUGCGUAACGUUGUCGCUGAGAUCCAGGAGACCAAGGCUAUGUACGAAUGGGCAAACAAUUCUGAGGCGAUGGCAGAGUUUGAUGACCUGAUCGAUCUUGAAACGUUAUUGGAUGAUGACACUUUCAUGCCUACAGAUCCUUGA